Molecule: messenger RNA, 1682 nt
Organism: Juglans regia (Persian walnut)
Lineage: Eukaryota; Viridiplantae; Streptophyta; Magnoliopsida; Fagales; Juglandaceae
Product: probable protein phosphatase 2C 24
Exons: 4
Coding region: 153-1427 (424 amino acids)
Biological process (GO): protein dephosphorylation
Cellular component (GO): nucleus; cytosol
Molecular function (GO): cation binding; protein serine/threonine phosphatase activity
Source: RefSeq, a predicted model, not a curated record
UCUAUUGUUUUGGAUAUUUCAAGAUUUUUGCAACCACCAAGCUUAUAGGUAGACCGGGAUUCGUGGUUCGAAUUAGAGGCUUUUGAGUCUCUCUCAAGAGUAUUUGUUGGUUUUCUAGUUGGUGGUAGAAGCUGUAAUUAAUUUCAUUGAGAAUGGCAGAGAUCUGCUGUGAACUGGCGAGUGAGAGCAGCGCAUCGACCCCGUGCGAACAGAAAUCUCGAACGGCGAGGCGGCGGAGAAUGGAGAUCAGACGGUUCAAAUUUGUGUCCAGUGUGGCGUCACCAGUGACGGAGCAUGCGCAAAAGCGUCAGAAGCUAGAGGUCUAUAAGCCGUUGCUUUCUCGGGAGUGCGAGAACGCUGUGGAGAACUCCGCAUUGGAUGAGGAAAAACCACUGUUCCUGGUAGAAAACGGAAGAUCCAAGACCAAAGAGAUCUUAAUUCCGAGUCAGUCUUCCAAUCUUUCUAUGUCGACGGUCUGUACCUCUCCGUCAGCCCCUGUGGUUCCAGAAGUUUGUGGGGAGUACCCGAAGUUCGGCGUUGCAUCAGUGUGUGGCAGGCGGAGAGACAUGGAGGACGCAGUGGCGAUCCACCCUUCCUUCUGUCGCCGAGACCGUGAAACCUCCACUGAGUUGCAUUAUUUUGGUGUUUACGAUGGCCAUGGUUGCUAUCAUGUGGCGACAAAGUGUAGAGAGCGGUUGCAUGAGCUAGUGAAGGAGCAGUUGGAGAGUAAGGAAGGUUCAUCCACGGAGUGGAAGAGCGCGAUGGAGCAAAGCUUCAGGCGAAUGGACAAGGAGGCGAUUGGGUGGAACGAUAGCGUUUUGGCAGCCAAGUGCAAGUGCGAGCUUCAGUCGCCCGAGUGCGAUGCUGUUGGAUCUACUGCGGUUGUUGCCGUAAUGACGCCUGAGAAGAUCGUCGUCGCCAACUGCGGUGACUCCAGAGCCGUGCUUUGCCGCAACGGCAAGCCUGUUCCUCUCUCAUCUGAUCACAAGCCGGACCGUCCAGAUGAGCUGAAACGGAUCGAGGCUGCGGGUGGUCGGGUUAUUUACUGGGACGGCCCACGGGUUCACGGAGUUCUCGCCAUGUCAAGAGCUAUUGGUGAUAACUACCUGAAGCCUUGCGUGAGCUGCGAGCCGGAGGUGACGAUCACGGAUCGGACGGCGGGGGACGAGUGUCUGAUCCUGGCUAGCGACGGUCUGUGGGACGUGGUGUCCAACGAAAUGGCGUGUGGGGUGGCGAGAUUGUGCCUGAGAGGGAAGUCUCUGGCUCCACCGUGUUCGCCGUCUGGAGUGGCUGAAGUUUCCGGGUUCGAAAAUUCCGAUAAGGCGUGCUCGGAGGCGUCGACGUUGCUGACGAAGCUGGCCUUGGCCAGGCACAGUACAGACAACAUCAGUGUCGUGGUGGUGGACCUCAGGAGAAGGGACACGUAGCGAUAUGCCAUGAGUUGUCAACGGGUUGUCUUUAAGAUUCUUUUAAAAAGAGUUUUUUGGCAUUUGGGGUUGGCUUAGGGCAUUUAUGGUUUUUUUUUUUUAAUUAUUAUAUGUAUUUAGGGUGAAGGAGUGGAAGAGACAGAGAACGUGGACAGAAUGUUACAUGUUGGAACAGAAUAUCAAGUGAAUUUGAUGAAACAUCUAUCAAAUAUUUUUUAUAUUUUUAAAAGAUGAAUGGAUCUAUAAUCUAUUAAA